CGAGUGUCCACGUCAAACGUUUCGCGACGGAACAAACGAACGCACGAGCUGUUCAACAAUUACCUAUUGUUUCCCGGUUUUUCCGUCAAACUAAAGUAUUAAUUACACAUUCGCACGCACAAUGGAUUCGUUAUUGGAACCGACACUGUACACCAUCAAGGGAAUGUGUAUCCUGGACCAGAACGGUGAUCGGAUACUGGCCAAAUAUUACGACAAAAACUUCUUCCCCACCGUCAAGGAGCAGAGGGUGUACGAGAAGAAUCUGUACGACAAAACGUUCCGGGCGGAUGCGGAAAUCAUCAUGCUGGAUGGGUUGACCUGCGUGUACAAGAACAAUGUGGAUCUGCUGUUCUACGUGAUGGGCAGCACGCAGGAGAACGAACUGAUCCUUCUGUCGGUGCUGAACUGUCUGUACGACACCAUCACGUUGAUUCUGAAGCGGAACGUUGAGAAGCGCAACAUAAUGGAUAACUUGGACAUUAUGAUGUUGCUGUUCGAUGAAAUUUGCGAUGGCGGCAUUAUCCUUGACGCAGAUCCAUCGUCUGUGAUGAAGCGAGUGGACCUGCGGAACGAUGACAUUCCGAUCGGCGAACAAACGGUGGCCCAGGUGCUACAAUCCGCCAAAGAGCAGCUGAAGUGGUCACUGCUCAAGUGAACGCAACGCGGCAUUAAACGAGAGGACCUUUCGGUUCGGUUGAAGAUCUGCCAGCCUGGUCGCUUAAGGUUUACGAGGAGCUUUUAGAUCUACACACCGGAAUGUUUUAUACCAAACCCCAAAACCACCACCACACGACACACUGCAAUCGUUUCGUUUGGGCCGCCUUCGAUACCAUCUCGGCUCACGUACGAAGAAGGAACUCGCGAAGAGGGUUCUUCGCCAUUCUUGCUCUGAUGGGGAGGGAGCCGAUGUCUGGUUCGGUCCGAAACGAUCGUGUUGCCAACUUCUGAAG
This is a messenger RNA of Anopheles cruzii, 950 nucleotides long. It is a transcript of the gene zetaCOP, whose product is annotated as coatomer subunit zeta-1. Gene Ontology annotation, cellular component: COPI vesicle coat. The record is from RefSeq and is a predicted model, not a curated record. The transcript is spliced from 4 exons. Lineage: Eukaryota; Metazoa; Arthropoda; Insecta; Diptera; Culicidae. Gene Ontology annotation, biological process: intra-Golgi vesicle-mediated transport; retrograde vesicle-mediated transport, Golgi to endoplasmic reticulum; intracellular protein transport. The coding region runs from base 122 to 655 and encodes 177 amino acids.